Molecule: messenger RNA, 635 nt
Organism: Anopheles stephensi (Asian malaria mosquito)
Lineage: Eukaryota; Metazoa; Arthropoda; Insecta; Diptera; Culicidae
Product: U6 snRNA-associated Sm-like protein LSm8
Exons: 2
Coding region: 118-405 (95 amino acids)
Biological process (GO): mRNA splicing, via spliceosome
Cellular component (GO): U6 snRNP; U4/U6 x U5 tri-snRNP complex; precatalytic spliceosome
Molecular function (GO): RNA binding
Source: RefSeq, a predicted model, not a curated record
GACAAGCUGACAGCUGAUGUUGUAGCAGCCCGUGAAAUCAAACACAAACUGUACUUUUGUUUACAAUCUUACGCAUCAACAAAAUCCCAUCUUUUGCUGUAUUAUCGAGAUUACACGAUGUCGGGGCUGGAAUCGUACGUCAACAAUACGGUAUCGAUAAUUACCGCCGAUGGGCGCAACUUUGUCGGCACGCUGAAGGGCUUCGACCAGACCGUAAACGUAAUCCUGGACGAAUCACACGAGCGUGUAUAUUCGAUGACCGCCGGUAUCGAGCAAGUCGUAUUGGGGUUACACAUUAUCCGUGGCGACAAUAUUGCCAUCAUCGGUCAGCUGGAUGAGAGUGUCGACAGCAAGCUAGACUUUACCGCCAUACGCGGCAUGCCAUUGGAACCGGUAGUGCACUAGGCACCUGACCCGCCCGGGGCAUGCGUCUCAUCUUUGGUAAUGCAGCGUGUUCCAACCAAAUCGAUUGAUUGUUAGACUAUGUAUAACACUAGGAAUGCAAAAUGUAAUGUUAAGAAGAAAAAGGUAUAAUUGUACCUUUGCAGCACGAAACUGCAGAAAAAUAAAUCACUUCAAUUAAGUGAGCUACUUAUGGUGUGAAAUAAAGUUAUAAUAAGUCCUUAACAACAUGC